This is a messenger RNA of Acyrthosiphon pisum (pea aphid), 677 nucleotides long. RefSeq lists its product as uncharacterized. The transcript has 3 exons. NCBI's taxonomy places the organism in Eukaryota, Metazoa, Arthropoda, Insecta, Hemiptera, Aphididae. Bases 160 to 561 code for a protein of 133 amino acids. The record is from RefSeq and is a predicted model, not a curated record.
AAAUCAUUAGCACCUGAUGCUUCGUCAGUGUCAAUUAAUGAGGUGCCUGUAUUGAGUAGUUGUGAAGAUCAAUUCAUAAGUCCAAUAGAUAAUGAAGCUGCUGAACAGUCGUCACAAGAAGAAAACAACAAUGAAAUAGAUAAUACAGAUAAUACUCCUAUGAUAAUUGACCUUACUGCUGCUGAACAGUCGUCAGAAGAAGAAAAAAACAAUUUAAAAGAUAAUAAAGAUAAUACUUUCAUGACAAUUGACCUUACAAUUGAUGAUUCAUCUAAUAGUUCGUGUUCCAUUACUUUGGAACCAAUUGAGAAAAGAAAAAACUGCAAUACUGAAGAUUUAACAAGGGAUGAACACGGGAUUAUUUUUCAAAUAUCUAAGGAAGUUGUACUUCCUGAUAUAUAUUGGAAGAGUGAACAUCUUAAUUCAGAAAAUGCGACACGGUUUGUUCAACAAGACGCCAAUGAUGAAAUUGUGAAGACUAUCUAUUUUUAUAAUAACCUUGUGCCAUCUAUACAAAUAUAUAGCAAGAAAUAUGAAUAUACAACCCUAUCACAACAAUGAAAGAGUUAGACGAUCUUUUAGAGAAGAUUGAUAGUAUUGUGAAAUGUUAUGGUAGAGGUGGAUUCGUCUUAGAUCAAUGUUUAGGGUAUUAUGAAGAUAGUUUAGAUACUGAAAUA